CUGCUUGUGAGAUCUUCAGUACUACAGUAAACGCGAGCUCAUCAUACAUUACUCUUUAGGAUUUACGCCUUAGCAGGAACUAUUGCUCUUUUCACUGUUUCUCUAUUUGGAUACAACAUUGGAUUAUACUAAAUCAUGCCUGUGUCCCGAAUGCGCAUGAGACCAUGGCUCGAGGCCAGAAUUGACUCCAAUACAAUUGCUGGACUCAUGUGGGUCGACAAGGAACAAGGGAUGUUUUCAAUUCCAUGGAAACAUGCUGCUCGUCACGGCUGGGAGGUGGACAAAGAUGCUUGUUUGUUCAAGCAGUGGGCCAUCCACACAGGUAAAUUUAAGGAGGGAGUCACCACACCUGACCCCAAAACAUGGAAAGCCAAUUUUCGCUGUGCCAUGAACUCUCUACCGGACAUCGAAGAGGUGAAGGACAAAAGUAUCAACAAAGGCUGUGGAGCGGUGAGAGUCUACCGCAUGAUGCCCGCCAUCACCAAAAAGAAAGACAAGAGAUCAAAGAACCGUGACAGCAGAAGGCGGGCGAAGGUCAAAACACAAGAGAUGGAGACCGACACUUACACACACAUGAAAGAGGAAAGAAUUACACAAGAAAACACCAUCGACAGCACUGAGAAUCCAAGCACCACCAGCCCUAGUGUUGUUGUCCCAGACAUCUCCGGAUAUGAAGUUGAAAUUGGCCCUGAUAGCACAAUCGAUAUUUACCCCACCAAAUUCCAGGUCUCACCGGUCCAUUCGACAGACUUUGAAGAUGAAAACGAAGCUAUCAUUGAGAUCUCACGGCAAUUGGAACGUGAUAGUUCGCAGUGGCUACAAAACAAUAUCCUUGGAAAGGGGUUCCUGGCCAAUGAAGUAGCCACAACAGAGUCUCUCAGUCCAGAAAGCCAGUGGAGUGAAAGCUCAGGAGAAGAGCUUGAACUUCGCUUAUAUACAGAACUGAACCCAGGUCUACCUGAAGAUCAUCUUUGCACAUACACAGAGAUGUGGAACAGCAACUCCAUGCCACAGCUCAUCUGUCCUCUCUGAGAGCUGCGGGAACCUGUACAUAUUUUCUUACCUCAAACUCCAUCUUACGGACUUUAUGCUCAUGAACUUGCAGAUAAACUCAACCUUGUACCUCAGUUGUAUUCCGGCGGGAGUCGGAAGUCAUCAUUGAUUCAGUUUGGUGUCUUAUGCAUACAUCUGGACAUUUUUCAAACAAGGUUCUUGUGUGUGUGUUCCAAUUUAGGCACUCAAGGCCACAAUCCUUAAUUACAGAGAUGUGUUUUUACUCUGCGUGUCAUCGUGUCAGGCCUUUGUUAUGAAACGGGUAUUUGUCUUUACAUAGCCCUGUUCUUGCAAUGUAGGACUUGUAGGAAAAUGUCAUGCUUUUUUAUUGAAGGACUAAAGGAUCUUUUGGAUUUUCCCAAUUGAAACAGAGACAAAAGUCUUUUUUAAAUUAUGGAUUGUGGAUUGGAUGUCAGCUGUACAGCUUUGUGACCAUGUAAUCUCAUUUUAAUGUGAACUUGUCAUAUUCCGUUAAAGGCUCAAGUCAGGGUUUGGAUAUAUAGGCUACAUAUACCAUACAUCAAAUGAAGCUGUUGUUUGAAUUAGGGGAUGGGGUUCUUAACUGUAAAUAAUGUAAAUAUUUAUUUGUAAUAAAAAAUGUGAAAACAAUUACAUAAAA
Paramisgurnus dabryanus is the source of this 1672-nucleotide messenger RNA. It is a transcript of the gene irf1b, whose product is annotated as interferon regulatory factor 1b. Gene Ontology annotation, cellular component: nucleus. Gene Ontology annotation, molecular function: DNA-binding transcription factor activity, RNA polymerase II-specific; RNA polymerase II cis-regulatory region sequence-specific DNA binding. Gene Ontology annotation, biological process: regulation of transcription by RNA polymerase II; immune system process. The record is from RefSeq and is a predicted model, not a curated record. NCBI's taxonomy places the organism in Eukaryota, Metazoa, Chordata, Actinopteri, Cypriniformes, Cobitidae.